This is a messenger RNA of Penicillium soppii, 2886 nucleotides long. RefSeq names its product putative C6 transcription factor. Gene Ontology annotation, biological process: DNA-templated transcription; regulation of DNA-templated transcription. Gene Ontology annotation, molecular function: DNA binding; DNA-binding transcription factor activity, RNA polymerase II-specific; zinc ion binding. The coding region runs from base 1 to 2886 and encodes 961 amino acids. The transcript has a single exon. The record is from RefSeq and is a predicted model, not a curated record. Gene Ontology annotation, cellular component: nucleus. Lineage: Eukaryota; Fungi; Ascomycota; Eurotiomycetes; Eurotiales; Aspergillaceae.
AUGCGGUCUAGUAUCGCUUGCGCUCGAUGCCGGCGCAGUAAGAUCAAGUGCGUCAAUGCCGGAAUCGACACCACAUGUCGCGCAUGCGAAUCAUCUGGGCGCGAAUGUGUUUACCCAACCCCAGCAAUCGGAGUGAGCGGCGCAAAACGAGACCUGGCGGCCCUGGCAGAUGGAGAGGAUCGGAAUGGUGAUUGGGAUGGCCCAAAACGACAUCGUUCGCGCAAGGUGGUGGGAGUCUCAGGAUCUUCAGCUAGCUCCAAGGUCGGUAUGGAUGCGCUUGAUUCAUCAAUACUUACCACAAAGGUGUGGGAGGCCGUCUUCGAUCUGUUCCAGUCACAUUUCGCGACCCUUCUACCAUUCCUACAUCCUGCGACCUUCCUCGCCCAAAUCCGACAGCUUUCCAGCCCUGCUCCACCCGCGACUCUUGAUGGGCAAGAUCCUCGGAAUUCAAUACCUAAAGACCCUUCUUCCUCGCUGAUUCCUCUGGGUGUUCUCGCCCUGACCGCUCGCUUUCACCCCCCUCUAGCUGCGGCUCACUCGCCAGCCUCGCCCGGUCAUUCUUCAAACCCUCUUGCUGCAUCUGAAUACUAUGCGGCUGCUCUCCGUAGCCGGCUGGCCGGCUUGGAUGGUAUUAGCCUCGCUCAGCCCGAUCUUGCGCGCGUGCAAGCGCUCUUGAUGCUCGCUUUGCACGAGUGGGGAAUGUGCCGUGGCAAGAGCGCCUGGGUCUACGUGGGUAUGGCUAUUAGAUUAGCACAGGCUAUGGGAUUACCCUUCGAGCUUGAGAAUGAGUUCCCAGCCCGUGAUCCUUCUCGCUUGUCCCCGGGGUUGAAGACCGAGGCCGAUCACUUUGGUUUGCCGAAGCGGCUAGAAGCCAGGGAGUCGACAUCUGAUGAUAUCAUCGCGCAAGAGACCAAGCGCCGGACGUUCUGGGCUUGUUUCAUUCUUGAUAGAUGCCUCAGUAGUGGAAAAUAUCGACCCCGAAUGGUCCGAGUCAAGGAUCUCGGAAUUCAGCUUCCGAGCGACAACGCUUUUGCGUUCGGCGAGCGGGUACGCACGGCCCGACUCACUGAGCCAGCCAUCCGUCGGCCUCAGAGCUUCGGGUCCCAAAGCAUGCAGAUUCCUAGCAUUCGUCAAAGCAUUGGAGGUUUUGGUGACGAGAAGCUACCCCCACCCAACGGUACUCCCGAUGGCAAUUCCUGGUCGCCCAUUUCACGGCGCAAAGAUUCAAGUGAGGAGGAGGUUGAUCGAUGGGAAGUUGGAGCGGAGGAGUCUGUACUCAGCCGAGUUAUUCGAAUCACCCGCAUCUGGGGAAGCAUCGCCAAGUGGUCUUGCGCUGGUGGCCGCCGGACUGAGCAAUAUCCUCCAUGGCACCCGGAAUCUCGCUUCUCCUCGCUUCGUAUGCAGCUGAACGAGUUCCAAGAAAGCCUUUCUCGCAAUCUGCAAUAUUCAUUGCGAAAUACUGACACGCAUAUCAUGUACAAGACCAUAUUGGUUUCAUAUACUGUGAUGCAUGUUGUCUACUUCCUCUCCGUCAUUGUUCUUCACCGUGCCUAUAUACCCUUCCUACCUCUUCGCUGCAAUGAGCCUGUCGGUCCCUUGGAUGAGCCAUUAUUCCCGAAUGACAAAACUAGCGGCCCACCAGACGGUUUCUGGCGCGAUAGUGCCCGUGAGCUCUUCAAGGCUGCGCGACAGAUGAUCGACCUUGUAGCUACUUGCCAAUCCCGCGGUGCUCUGGUUGAAAACCCCUUGGUCGGUUUUGCUAUCUACAAUGCCGCUUUCAUUGGAGUCUAUGGAAAUCAUUUCUCGCAUAUGGAUCCUGACGGGUUGAUGGGUGCCAAGCCCCCUCCUGCUAGUCACGAUAGCCACCAGCUUGGUGUUGCACAAACACGCAAGGCUUUGGAUAUUAUGCGGGAAAUGCGCCCUCGCUUGAGGAUGGCCGUCGGUUGGUUCCGUACUCUGAACCGCCUUCACAGUUACUUCGCCAAAGUCAAGCGCGACUUCCGCCGGCUUUCUCGAAAUCGAUUGGACAGCAUGUCAGAUGCGUCCGACCACCCUCCGAAUGGAAUUCGCCCUCUUCGCGAAGGUGGAGCUGGCGGUGGCCUCGAAGAAUUCAAGUUGCUUGAGAAGCUUUUCCUUGACUUCGGAAGCAUCGAGGAUCAGUUGCCGGAAUCGGGAAUGGACGACGAGAGCAUCGCAGUGCCCGCAGCAGGCGAGUCGAUUUACGAGCGCACGAAUCUCAGCGACGCUGGCAGCAAUGCUGUCCGCAGUGAGACUGGUGACCCUGGUGAUCAGAUGCUCGAUGGUGCUGGUGGCCGUCGCGAGUCAUGGGUGCCGGUCAACAGCCCCGGUCUGCCACUGCCCGGACGUGACGGCGAUCGUCGACCCAGCCUGCCACUCCCCAACAGUCGCCCGAUGCCCUCUGGGUCUCCUUACUCCCUUCCAUCUUUACAACAACACCAUCCAGACGGUCCCAUAUACACCACCACAUCUCCCGGCCUCCUCUCUCUCUCCGCGACCACUCAAUCACCCUCUCAGUAUUUGACGGCAACAAGCAACCGCCUCAAUCCUAUCAACUCCUGGCUUCCCGCCCGCACACAAGCUCCUCCCCCUCCAUACUCGCAAUCCCUUCCUCCCAUCAACGCAGCCACCUCACACAACAUCCCUGUCCUCCCUCCACCAGGGUCUGUCACUCAGCUUGCCCCCUCUCCGCCUCUGACCUCCACCGAAGGCCCAGACUCAAGCAUGCUUUCAACUAGCCUCGGUGGGGACGAUGUCCUCGCCUUCCUCGAUGGGUGCGAAUGGGGUCAACUUUCCAUGCUCGCACCCUCUGAGAUCGGCAUUCCUGCUGGCUGGCUGAGCGCAGUUUGGAGCCAAUUCGGCCGCUAG